GCCAAGUCAACUCCGCAAGAAUUGAAACUCAGCGUAUCGUACUUCUAUCGAGAUGACGAUACUCGGCGGCUGUUAACGGCAGAAGACGCAACGCAGCUGAAUGUCGUGAACGAUGACGAGUUCUACUCAAGAGGAGAAAAGUUCUAUGAGUGCUAUGUCUGCCACUCUUACUGGCAAAUGUCACGCUCAUCAUUGUUGGCCCUCCUACUCUUUUGCACCCUGGCUGUUGCCGUCGUAAUGGUGGCAAUUGUUCUCUUAUGCACAUUUGCGUCGCUGGCUUCCGACUUCAAGGAGGAGUCAGAUGCAGAGGUUGUUGGAGUGAUCAACUGGCUGCAUUAUCCUAUUGGGGAUUUGUCGUUGAGAAGAUUAAAUCAUACGCAUGUUCAUCAUGUUCAUCACUGACGUUGUAAUCCAUACUGAUUUAACUUACCUAGAAAAGGUGCACUGUGACAUGUGAGAUUUCCACAGUUUCAGGAAUUUUGUAGAUAAUGUGUUCCAUGUUUUUGUAGUUAUGGGGUCUCACUUCAGUUUGUUCUUCCUUUUGAUCUCACCUUAUGAUCUUGCCGCGAUAAUUUUUGUAGUACGGGC
Messenger RNA from Cylicocyclus nassatus, 588 nucleotides. Lineage: Eukaryota; Metazoa; Nematoda; Chromadorea; Rhabditida; Strongylidae. The record is from the annotation of a GenBank genome assembly.